AGAGAUAGAGACCGAGCGAGUGAGAGAGACGGAGAGAGAAGCGGAGAGAGAGUUUGCGGUGUUUUAAGUGCUCUUCACACACAAACAGGUGCUGUUGAGUGCUGUGGCGGAGCAGGAUGGACGAGGCACUGAACCCCAGCCCCUGGCUGGACCAGGUGUCAGGGUCUGUGUCCGGCCCAGGACGAGACGCUGGCCUUCACUACACUGACGAGAUAUCAGCCAAGCAAGCGGCUUUCUACAGCGAGGUCGAUGAGGGUUGCAGCCCGGCUCCAGCUCCUCUCUCCUACAGCCCUGGUCACAGGCGAUCUCACACCAGCUAUCACAAUCGCUCGCUGUGCCCCCCACACCCCCUGGCCUGGUUGGAGGGCGCGCCCUGGGGGGCUGCGGGGGGUGGGGGGAAGAUGGGGUUCACGGCAACUGGGGUUCAAACCAUGUACCCCUCCUCCCCCCCUCCCGGCCUGGCCUCCCAGUACCUGUACGGCUAUGCCCCCCCGGCCCUGCUCAGACAGAGCGACCUGGAACCUCUGAGGAUGGGGUUCACGGGGGAGAAGCUCAGUGCCCAGGGGGUGAAGCUGGAGAGGUGCAGCCCACUGAACCCCGAACUCUGCCCCCUGGGGACUGAGCCCCUGCUGGCCUCGCCCGGCUUCUCCCACUUUGCCCCCGUACAGGGGUUCACUGCAGGGUUUUACGGGACCCCCCACUCGGGAUACCUGGAGGAGGCGACGGCAGGAAAACUCAGGAACAGGAGGAGUUUGUCCCCCUCUGAGUCGCGGGAGUGUGUGAAUUGUGGAGCCACGGCCACUCCGCUGUGGCGGAGGGACGGCACCGGGCACUACCUGUGUAACGCCUGUGGGCUCUACCACAAGAUGAACGGACAGAACCGGCCGCUCAUCCGCCCCAAGAAACGCCUGAUUGUCAGUAAGAGGGCUGGCACACAGUGCGCUAACUGCCACACUUGCACCACCACACUGUGGAGACGUAACGCCACUGGAGAUCCUGUGUGUAACGCCUGCGGCCUUUACUACAAACUGCACAAAGUGAACAGACCCCUGACUAUGAAGAAGGACGGAAUCCAGACCAGAAACCGCAAAGUCAACAGCAAAUCCAAGAAGGGGAAGAAACACGUGGACAGCUACACAGCGACGUCCAAAGGCCUGACAGCCGAGGGGAUUAGCUUCCCCUUAACCUCCGUCCCUCUCCCCAAUCCCGGGCUGUCCUUGGAUCCAGAUUACCCCUACCCUCACCUCCUCGCCUCCCCCUCUGCCCUCCACCCUCUGUCCUACUCCCCUCAACUGCACCCAAGCCUCUGCUCCAAUAUGGUGUCCACCUUCGGUUAGUGUGUCCCGUGAAGCGCUUUGAGACGUCUCAAGGACCUGAUCGAGGCGCUGGGCCAAACACCAGGGAUAUUAUUAUUAAUAUUAGGAAUGAUGUGUUUUGGGGCCAGAUAUUGAAACCCAACUCCUCUGGCCUCCUGCUCAUCCCCUCCGCUCUGCCAUCGGUGGCUGUGCUUCCAGUCACUACACCUCUGUCACUCCCUGCCCUCUACUCCUCCGCCUUCUCCCCCUCUUCACAUCACGCCUGAACACCUCCGCUCGCUCUCUCUCUCUCUGCCCUCCUAGUCAGAAGGCUGUGGAUUUGA
Molecule: messenger RNA, 1639 nt
Organism: Callorhinchus milii (elephant shark)
Lineage: Eukaryota; Metazoa; Chordata; Chondrichthyes; Chimaeriformes; Callorhinchidae
Gene: gata1b
Product: GATA binding protein 1b
Exons: 7
Coding region: 117-1337 (406 amino acids)
Biological process (GO): negative regulation of transcription by RNA polymerase II; cell fate commitment; positive regulation of transcription by RNA polymerase II
Molecular function (GO): DNA-binding transcription factor activity, RNA polymerase II-specific; RNA polymerase II cis-regulatory region sequence-specific DNA binding; zinc ion binding
Source: RefSeq, a predicted model, not a curated record